AUGUCGGAAAAGUCAGGCCAGAGUACAAAAGCAAAGGAUGGGAAAACGAAGUAUGCAACACUCAGUCUGUUUAAUACUUACAAGGGAAAGUCACUGGAAACUCAGAAAACCACAGUUGCCGCACGCCAUGGAUUGCAGAGUCUUGGAAAAGUUGCUAUUUCAAGGAGGAUGCCUCCCCCAGCAAACCUUCCCAGUCUGAAAGCAGAGAACAAAGGCAAUGACCCCAACGUCAACAUUGUGCCUAAAGAUGGCACAGGAUGGGCUUCAAAACAAGAACAGCACGAAGAAGAAAAACAGCCAGAUGUGCCGCAGACGCAGCCAAAACCUGCUGUUCCUGCUCCUCCAGAAGCAGCUCCUGUUGCCAAAUCAUGGGCCAACACCAAACCAGGUGGACAAGAUGCUAUCCAAGUAAAUAGUUAUUUCCAGCAAGAGUUUCCCAGUCUGCCGGCAGCUGGGGAUCAGGAAAAAUCAGGCAAAGAGAAAGAUGCAUCUGAAGAGUCCCAUGGAUCAGGACCCAGCUUGAGACCACAAAAUGCUACUAGUUGGAGAGAAGGUGGCAAUAAGAACAACUCGCCCAAUUCUCCAACUGAUCAAGAAGCUAAGGCUCUUGGGCAAGAAGAUGGUAAUGUUACACCAGCAGAACAGAGUGAUGGCCAGAAGGCAGCAGAGAAGAGGGAUGUGCGGUUACCACAGGUCCCUCAGCCCAAGCUGAAUGGCCAGCAGCAACCACCUAUCUCAUCUCAGUACAGAGCAAUGAUGCCACCUUAUAUGUUCAAUCAGUAUCCUCGAAUGGCAUAUCCUCCUUCCAUGCAAGGUCCAACAAGGUUUCCCAAUUCUGAGCCUAGCAGAGGGCCAAGGGGAAGAGGACCACCUUCGUGGUGUUCAGAACCUAUUGAACGCCCAUCCAUUCUUAGUGCUAGUGAACUUAAAGAACUUGAUAAAUUUGACAAUCUGGAUGCCGAGGCUGAUGAAGGCUGGGCAGGUGCCCAGAGUGAAGUGGAUUACACUGAGCAGUUGAACUUCAGUGAUGAUGAUGAGCAAGGAAGUAGUCAAAAAGAAAAGGAAAGUGGUGAUGAACAAACACCGUCAAAAGAUUCCCAGACUCCUGAUGGACAGAAGGAAGCAGAAGAACAGACAAGUGCUAAGUCUGCCACUCAGAUUUCCACAGCAGCAGCCAAAGGGACUUAUGGCAAAAGCUCUCAGCUUGAUCAGGAUCGAGGCCCAGCACAGCCUUCUGUACAUGAAAGAGGUGGUCCUGCUCUUCAUCCAAAAUCUAUCCUGCCACCGCACCCUCCUCCCCCUGAUCGCCAGGUAGGACCUGGAAGGCAGGGACCCUUUCCCCCUAAGCCAGUACCAGAUGAAGAUGAAAUCUGGAAACAGAGGAGAAGACAGCAGUCAGAGAUAUCUGCCGCAGUUGAGCGAGCCCGUAAGCGGCGAGAAGAGGAAGAAAGAAGAAUGGAAGAACAGCGAAAAGCCGCUUGUGCUGAAAAGCUUAAACGGUUAAAUGAGAAAUUCGGCUGUGUGACAAAACCCUCUCGGGAAGACCCUCUGAAAGAGAGAGAGAGGGAAAGGGAGAGGGAAAAGGGAAGGUGAAAGGGGAGGGGAAAGGGAGAGAAAGAGAGGGAGAGGGAAAAGGGAAGGUGAAAGGGGAGGGGAAAGGGAGAGAAAGAGAGGGAGAGGGAAAAGGAGAGGGAGCGGGAGAGAGAGCGGGAAAGAGAAAAAGAGAGGGAGAAGGAAAAGGAAAAAGAGAGGGAGAGGGAGAAGGAGAAGGAAAAGGAAAAAGAAGAAAAAGAAAAACUGGAGAAGGCAAAAGAGCAAGAGAGGGAGACAGAGGAAGAAAAAGAGAUGGAGAAAGAAGAGAAGGAGAGUGAGAAAGAGAAGGAAGAGGAUAAACCAGCACCGGAGGUUCCUGAGCCUGUAGAACCUGUGGCAACACCUGUAGUAGAAAAACAAGAAAGUGAAACAAGGAGUAACAAGGAAGAAAAAGCAGUCUUUACCCGACAAGAUACUGGUCGGAAUGAGAAAGACACUUCACAGGUGACUCAUGAGAGUGAGCCAGAUGCAGGAUCUCAGCCUCGUCCUGCUGUUUCCUCAGGCUAUUCUAAGCAGUUCCAGAAAUCGUUACCACCCAGAUUUCAGAGGCAGCAGGAGCAAAUGAAACAGCAGCAGUGGCAGCAACAACAGCAAGGUGUCCUUCCACAGUCUGCUCCCUCACAGCCUUCUAGUGGCCCUGUCCCACCUCCCCAGCACAGACCCCUUUACCAGCCCAUGCAGCCACAUCCUCAGCAUUUAGCUUCAAUGGGAUUUGAUCCACGGUGGCUCAUGAUGCAGUCUUACAUGGACCCACGAAUGAUGUCAGGAAGACCUGCAAUGGAUAUGCCUCCUAUUCAUCCAGGAAUUAUGCCUCCCAAACCACUGAUGAGAAGAGACCAGAUAGAGGGAUCAGCCGCUAGCUCGGAUUCAUUUGAACAUAUAGCUCGCUCAGCAAGAGAACACACUGUUCCUUUGUCAGAGCCCCGCAUGAUGUGGGGGUCAGACCCGUACCCCCAUGCAGAACCUCAGCAGUCUACUUCUCCUCCCAAAGUGUUAGAAGAGCCUGACAACUUGAGGUCUGAGGCACACUUGGAGCAAGAACGAGUUGCUGUCCCUGCCACUGCUUAUCCUGUAGAACAUAACCAGUUGGACUCUCAUCCAAAGACAGACUUUUUCAGAGAUUCAGGGGAGGUGGAGGUACAAAAGUUCCCAAGCAGGCCUUUGGAAGAUGUACAACCUCUCCAGACUGACACAUCUAACACUGCAGUUAAUUUUGAAGGAGUGAAUGAGAAAGUUACACGUAGCUCUCCAGAAGAAUUGGUGCCUGUGGGGGAGAGUCACUCUUCACUAAAGAGAAGCAUUUCCCAUGGUUCAAGUCACUCAGUAAAGUCAGAAGACCAGAGGAAUGAGACAGCAACAAAUAUCCCUAAAUUAAAUAACAGAUCUGUUGAGACAAAGGAGACUAUUGAGAGACUUGAGAUUAAGCCAAAAAAAGAAAUUUUUAUCAGUAACAGAACAUCAGAAGGACCAAAACCUGAAAAAACUUUUAAACCUAAGUCUGAAACAAGAUGGGGUCCUAGGCCUGGUUAUGGCAGGAGAGACGAAGGUGGUGAUAGACCAGUGAGAAGAUCGGGUCCUAUUAAAAAGCCUGUGCUUAGAGAUAUGAAGGAAGAGCGUGAGCAGAGGAAGGAGAAAGAAGGAGAGAAGGCAGCUAGCGAAAAACCUACCAAGUCUGAAAAAGGUGACAAGAAGGAAGCACCUCAAGUGCCACUGCCUCAGGCUGAGCCAGAGACAUCUCCCUCCAGCAGCGCUCCUCUGGCUAAGAAGACAACCCAGGAUGCUGCUCCAGCACCAGCAAGCCAGGAGAGCAGUCAAACUGAGACUGCAGCUAAAGCUCCGGUUCAGCCACCCACACCUCCAGUCCAGCAUCACCUACCUGCUGCCCAGCCUGCUGCUCCACAGCUUCCCCCUGCAGUGCAGCAGCCGCCCCCUGCUCAACCAGCAGCACAGCAGCAGCCAGCUACUGCAGUGAAGGAAGAAAAGCAGACUGAGAAGGUAGUUAGCAAGGAGGUUGUGGAGAAACCACGCUUAGAAACCCGACCAGUAAAAAGAGAACCUGGCUUACCACCUAGGACGUACUGGAAAGAGGCUAGAGAUAGAGACUGGUUCCCAGAUCAGGGAUACAGAGGCAGAGGUCGUGGGGAGUAUUAUUCUAGAGGUCGUAGCUAUAGAGGUUCCUACGGAGGACGUGGUCGGGGCAGUAGAGGCCACAAUAGAGAGUACCCACACUACAGAGAUCCUAAGCCUAGAUCAGACCAUGUGCCUUCAGGGCCUGUUAGACAAAGAGAAGAGAGUGAAACUCGUAGCGAGAGUUCUGACUUUGAAGUAAUCCCAAAACGGCGGCGACAGCAUGGUUCAGAGACUGAUUCUGACAGUGAAGUUCAUGAAAGCGCAAGUGACACACUACUUUCAGACAAAGACAGCCUAAUCAAAGGCAAGCACCCAAAAAGAGAAGAGAGAGUUGAUGGCAAGAAGCCUCCAAAGCCCCUGUCGUUCAAACCUGAAAACAGCAUCAGAGUAGACAACAGAUCCCUAGAAAAAACAUAUGUAAGAGAUGAUGAGAACAAACCCAAACCAGGAUUUCUUCCUAAAGGAGAGCCUUCUAGACGAGGCAGAGGGGGAAUGUAUAGACGUGGUGGCAGGGAUCCAGCUGGGCGUCCUCCUCGUCCAUCUACAAUAAGGAGGCCAGCCUACAGAGAGAAUCAGUGGAAUCCUAGGCAAACGGAGAUCAUUAAACCAGAAGAUGGGGAGCCUCCAAGAAGAAAUGAACAUUAUGGUCCUAUUCCAGUUGAUAAAAGACCUCCAAAAUUUGAGAGAAAGUUUGAUCCAAAUAGAGAGAGGCCACGUAGACAGAGGCCUGCUCGACCUCCAAGGCAAGAUAAGCCACCACGCUUCAGGCGCCUAAAAGAAAGAGAGGCUGCAUCAAAGAUAAACGAGGCAGUAACCAGCCCAACAGCAAGUGCUACUGUUAGUAAUGCAGCUAAUGAGCCCUCCAACACUGCUCUGGAUGUGUCAGGAAGUAAGACACCAGACUUGUCCAACCAGAAUUCUUCAGAUCAGGCAAAUGAAGAGUGGGAAACAGCCUCAGAAAGCAGCGACUUCAAUGAGAGGCGGGAAAGGGAUGAGAAGAAAACGGCAGAUGUGGCAGCACAGGUGGCUGCAAAGACAGGAGAAAACACUGGAGCACCAAAAAGGGAAAUAGCCAAGAGAAGCUUUUCUAGUCAGCGGCCUGGAAUAGACCGCCAAAACCGACGUGGCAACAACGGGCCAGCUAAACCAGGGAGGAACUUCUCAGGGCCUAGGAGUGAAAGGCGGAGUGGUCCUCCACCCAGAAGUGGAAAAAGAGGGCCAUUUGAAGAGCAGACAGCAACUGUUCCAGGUGUCGAUCCUACCAACAGCAACUCUUCACAUCAGGAGGAUGGAAGUGUUACCGCUGCGGGGCAAAAGAGCACCAAGGAUGCGAGUGGCAAAAAGAGAGAAGAACCUAAGGCUGGUCCAAAGAAGCCUAAGGAAAAAGUGGAUGCCUUAUCUCAAUUUGAUCUUAAUAAUUACGCAAGUGUUGUGAUCAUUGAUGAUCACCCUGAAGUGACAGUAGUUGAAGACUCCCAAUCUAACUUGAAUGAUGAUGGUUUCACAGAAGUGGUGUCUAAGAAGCAGCAAAAACGCUUGCAAGAUGAAGAGCGCAGAAAGAAGGAAGAACAAACGGUGCAGGUUUGGACCAAAAAAGGAUCAAGCGAAAAAGGCCGAGGUCAAAGUUCCAAGCUCCCACCCAGAUUUGCCAAAAAGCAGCAGCAGCAGCAGGCAGCAGCCGCAGCUGCACAGCAGGCUCAAGCUCAGGCGCAGCCUCCGUGUACAGCUCAGACUCCAGGUCAGCCGCAGACUUCUGUUCAGCCACAGAACCAGGCUUCAGGAGGGGCAGCCAGCACGGAAUACACAGUGGCAGGCAAAGUUCUGCAGAACACCCAGGCUCACAACGGUCUAGGAGCUGAAUUAUGGGAAAACAAGGUGCCUCCUACAGCAGUUCUAAAUGACAUCUCCAAAAAAUUGGGACCCAUUAGCCCACCUCAGCCACCUUCAGUCAGUGCUUGGAACAAGCCUUUGACAUCUUUUGGUUCCAGUACAUCUCCAGAGGGCGCAAAGCCUGGGCAGGAAGGUGGAGUUGAUCUUGGUAUAGAAACUAUUCAGUUUGGAGCCCCAGCUUCCAGUGGUAGUGACAAUGAAGUUGGCCCCGUGCUUUCCGAGAAGUCCACUGACAAGCUACCAGAACCUAAAGAGCAAAGACAGAAACAACCUCGGGCUGGACCCAUCAAGGCACAAAAGCUUCCAGACUUGAGUCCAGUAGAAAACAAAGAGUAUAAACCUGGUCCUAUUGGGAAAGAACGUUCUUUAAAGAACAGGAAGGUGAAGGAUGCCCAACAGGGAGAGCCUGAGGGACAGGAGAAGACAUCUCCCACCUCUGUCAGAAGUCCAGAACCUGUCACUACAAAAGAAACCAAAGCAGCAAGUGAACUGAGCACGGAAAUAGGAACGAUGAUUUCUGUGUCUGCUCCAGAGUUUGGAACAAACACGAAGGAGUCUGUAACAGACUACACUACACCUUCUUCUCAUCCUAACACAGUGGCUACUAGCACUACAAAAAUGGAGGAGACUUUGGUGACGAACGUGCCCCUGCCCCACACCCUUCCCCUCCCUAGGAGGGAGACUCUACAACAGAGCUCCAGCCUAACUCCAGUUUCUCCCGCUACCGUCGACCUCACCCUCAAGAUGGAGUCUGCACGCAAAGCGUGGGAGAAUUCCCCAACCAUGGGGGAGAAGAGUUCACCAGUGACCUCAACUGCAUCUCCCAUUGCUGGUGGCAGCAGCAGCAGCAGCAGCACUGGGCCAAGCAGUGGUACUUACAGCUCUUUCUCUAGUGCAUCAAUGCCUCCUAUUCCUGUGGCCUCCGUUACACCGACAACUUCGCUAUCAGGAGCUGGAACAUACACAACUUCCUCACUGAGUACGAAGACUGCAAGCACCACCGACCCUCCUAAUAUAUGUAAAGUGAAACCACAGCAGUUGCAGACAAGCAGCCUAGCUUCUGCCAGUCAUUUUUCCCAGCUGAGCUGCAUGCCAUCCCUCAUUGCCCAGCAACAGCAAAGUCCCCAGGUCUAUGUGUCUCAGUCUGCAGCAGCUCAAAUCCCAGCAUUUUAUAUGGAUACAAGUCAUCUGUUCAAUACCCAACAUGCACGUUUGGCACCACCUUCUCUGGCCCAACAGCAAGGCUUUCAACCAGGGCUUUCUCAGCCUGCUUCAGUUCAGCAGAUCCCUAUCCCCAUCUAUGCACCUUUGCAAGGACAGCAUCAAGCCCAGCUAAGUUUAGGAGCAGCACCACCUGUUUCACAAGCUCAAGAGUUGUUCAACUCCUCUUUACAACCUUAUAGAUCCCAGCAAGCUUUUAUGCAGAGUGGUUUGUCUCAGCCAUCACCAGUCGUUCUGUCUGGUACAGCCUUGCACAACUUCCCAGCCGUACAACACCAGGAGCUUGCAAAGGCACAGUCAAGCCUGGCAUUCCAGCAGACUUCUAAUACACAGCCUAUUCCUAUAUUAUACGAACAUCAACUUGGUCAAGCUUCAGGUCUGGGAGGCUCUCAGCUUAUUGAUACACACAUUCUCCAGGCCAGAGCUACACUCACUCAGGCUUCAAAUCUAUACUCUGGGCAAGUUCAACAGCCUGGCCAGAGCAAUUUCUACAACACUGCACAGUCUCCCAGUGCUCUCCAGCAGGUGACAGUACCUUUGCCAGGAUCACAAAUUUCUUUGCCCAACUUUGGAUCCACAGCACAGCCACUUAUUGCCCUGCCCCAGUCUUUGCAACCACCACUACAGCACACACCACCGCAAGCGCCGGCUCAAAAUCUAAGCAGACCUGCACAAGUAACCCAGCCUUUCCGAGGGUUAAUCCCAGCAGGCACUCAGCACAGCAUGAUUGCUGCAACUGGAAAGAUAUCAGAAAUGGACUUGAAGGCCUUCGGAGGCGGCAUUGAUGUUAAACCUGGAACGCCGCCCGUUACUGGUAGAAGUACUACUCCAACCUCCAGUCCUUUCCGGGCCAGUUCUACAAGUCCAAACAAUCAGUCCAAUAAAAUGAACAGCAUCGUCUACCAGAAGCAGUUUCAGUCAGCAGCUGCUGCUGUGAGAAUGACGCAGCCAUUUCCAGCACAAUUUGCACCACAGGCAAAGCAAAGAGCAGAGGUCCUUCAGUCCACCCAGAGGUUCUUUUCUGAGCAGCAGCAGCAGCAGAGCAAACCCAUAGGAGGCAAAGCUCAGAAAGUAGAGGAGAACGGCGGGAGCAAACCCACCGAGGCGAUUGCCGACUCCUCAGGAGUCUGCCCGGACAAAACCGAGGAGAAACCGACCCCCGCGCCUGCUGCAGCCACAAAACCUGUUAGAACUGGACCAAUCAAACCUCAGGCAAUCAAAACUGAAGAAACAAAGUCUUAG
This is a messenger RNA of Merops nubicus (carmine bee-eater), 8076 nucleotides long. RefSeq names its product proline-rich coiled-coil 2C (gene PRRC2C). Gene Ontology annotation, biological process: cell differentiation. Lineage: Eukaryota; Metazoa; Chordata; Aves; Coraciiformes; Meropidae. The record is from RefSeq and is a predicted model, not a curated record.